UUUUAUGCCAGUCUUUCAUGAACUACGUAGUGUAACGUAACUCCUAAACUAACACAAUUAAAUGCGCGAUAAUACAUCCAUCCAAGGUAUACGAAAGGAAAUUCUAUUUACAAAACAGUUUGAGAUAAAAGACAAUUCAGUGAAGAAGUGUGAGACAAGAUGUAACUGAAAUAAGAUAAAAAAAAUACGAUAUGAACGACCUACGCGGAUUUUUGUUCCUGAUGCUCUUCGGGUUACCUCUAGUAGCAACAGUGAACCUCGAAUGUCGAACUCAUUUCAAAUGUCUCGAUGCGACACAUUUCCAUAUUUGCGUAGAUUUUGGAGAUGGAAAGUUAACUGCAAUUGAGACUCUGAAAUUCGCUUGUCCAUCGGACAUGGUUUGUGAUGAGAAUAAUAACGAUGAGUGCGAUUUUCCACGAAUUACGACGAUAACGCAAAUAAGUACAGAAGCCGUUUUCGACGAGAAAAUUAUAUCAUCAGAAACCCCGACUAUAGACCACACGACUGCACAUCCAAACAAAAUCACAACAUCGCAAGAAAGGACAAUUGCGGAUAAAACGAGUACAGAAAAUCUAUCAGUCAAAACUAGUGUAUCAAUACCGGCUCAGCAGAGUGAUUUUACGAAAUGGUAUGCAACGAUUACUUCGAGGGACAUAAGUACGACUGAAGAAAUUGAACAUAUAAAUGUAAAAAGUACAAUAGCCGCGACAAAGGCAACAAUUAAUACUGAGCCAUUUUUAUCGACAAUGACUUACUUAUAUAACUCUGAAAUAGUAUCCGAUCCUGAAAAUACGACGAUAGCAAGCACCACUCAGGAAAGUAUACAUUCAAAUGUAUCGACGAGUCAUAUAUCAACACAAACAAAUGUAUUUGUUAAUAUUUCAUUCGAUUCUUUAAAUAAUAUUGUAGAAACGACAGACAUGGAUGCAAACAGACACAAGACAUAUGAGGAUGAAAGUAAUACUACACAGUUCUCGUCAGUGAAACCUGAAAUUACAACAGAAGUAACUAAUAUUUCAAACUUCGAUUCAUUGACAUUAGUUAAUCUUGUUUAUAUUGAGAACACGACAACAACAGAAAGUAGCGUACAAAAAGAUAAAUAUACACAACAUGAAUACAACAUGUCAACUAAUAGAUUGACAAAAACAACUGUAAUGAACUCCACAAAUCAUUCCACAGAGUUUGAAGAAUUUACUUAUAAAAUACACCCAAGUACGAAUGAAAUGUCAAAGAAAACCAAUAAGACUACAGAAAGUAAAGAAAACAAUUUGACUCAGAACUACAUAGCAACAGAAAAUGUAAAAUAUACGAGGAUGGCAACUACGACCGAUCCAAGUCUAAAAACAAAUUCAAGCAAUAUAAAAGCUUUAGUACAGUGGACAACCACCAUUUCGCCUGAUAUCUUACUACUUACUACUCAUACUAAUAAUGAAGGUUACGAUUCCGUUAUCACGAUGGACAAUAUGACUAGUGAAAGUAGACACACUAGUCAAACAAAAGAUUUUUCAAAAUUUACAGCUGAUAAAGCAUCAGAAAAUGAGACGACUUCUACGGUAAAUUACUUUCUUUCCACUAUCAUAACAGGCGCAGUUGAAAAAAGUCUACGUUCCAGAAACAGUCAAACAUUUCUCACAGAAGCAACGACCGAUAAUUCUACUGAAAAAAAAUUAUAUACAGAAAUAAUUAGUACAACAGGUUUACCAAAUACAAGUAUUGAAGCAAGUAUAGGUAAAUAUAACAGCGAUACCGUAGAGUAUCUGAAAACUGUUGCUACAACAGAAACUACUUUAAAUACUUAUUAUCUAUCUGAUAAUGUUAGUCCCUUGCCUCAUACCAGAACAGGGGCUACGAGUACGGCUGGUACUACGAAAAAAAAUAUCAUACAAACGGCUCCUCAAUAUUUAAAAGUUACAGAGUUAGUAAUAGACAAAAUCAAUACUCCGUUAGUAAGUAAGGCUGAACAAAAUACACAGUCGUCAAUCAGUACAUUAUCGGAAUCACUUCCGUAUACAGAAAAUCCAUUUCAUAGUAUAAUAUUACCUUAUAUUACAUAUACCACAGACGACAGUACUACAGAACGAAACAUUUCCACAGAUACAAAAAAAUACACGAAGUCUUUUUUUCCAAAGUCUACCCAAUAUAUUGAAUCACCAAUAACAGAGUUACAUGACACAACGGAUGCAAGUACAAUAAAGGACAGUAUAAUUGCAGAUAAAAGGAAUAUAUCACAUUCUUCAAAAUCAGAAACAUAUGCAACAACACAAAUGUAUUCUUACUUUGAUUUAUUGAAAAACAAUGAAUCAUAUACGCAUAAAAUUGACUCACCUAAUAAAAAUUCAACAAACAACGUUGUAAAACACAAGAAUGUGUUAGCUGAAGAACUUGUUAAUAACACAAAGCAUUAUAAUAUUGAAAACUUUAUAAAAAAUAAUCAAACAGCACUUCAAAAUGCAUCGACUGUUCUUUCAAGUGAAGAUAUGGGUUCUAAAAACUUAAAUAAAUCUCUUGCAACGGCAACAGGUCAAAAUAUGGCUAAGGAAGUUCACACAUAUAAUAAGCCUAACAAAUACGUUACAAAUAGUUUUGAUUACAUAAAUAUUUAUAAUUCAGUUGGCACGACGGACACUAGUGUAUCUUACAAAAGUAUAUCGCAAAAUAAAGAACAUUUAGUUUAUUUUUCAAUUGCUUCAAUUAAUUCUACAACCGAAGAAAAUUUAUUUACAUAUUUUCAAUCUGAUAAUACUAUGAACUAUUCCUCCGAUGUAAAAUAUGUUGUCUCAACUGAAGAAAGUAUUAAUAAAAGUGAAGAAAAAACUGAAAACAUCUUAAAAGGAACAAGGGAAAAUGAAAGUUUAAAAGCAGCAAGGGAAGAUUCACGAUUAAAGGAAAAAAUGUAUUUAACAGAUAUAAAGUAUAAUGUUACUAAUAGUCAUAUGGCAACAAAUAAGACAGAAGCGACGGAGAAAAAUUUAAUGAUUGAAUAUUUAACAGCUACAGACGCUUCAUAUAAAAAUACUACCUUUACAACUCUUAACAAUGAAACAGUCAAUCAAAAAGUUGCUACCGAAGGUAAUACGACAAACCAAAUACCUGGAAAUAUACAACCAAAAAAAAUUACCUCAUUGGAAAGUUCGAGCCAUUCUAUUGAAACAUCAAAAAGUAGAAACAGUGUGCACUCAAUACUUAAUACUACGAAAAUAAUUAAUAACGAUAAAACUAAUGCUAGUACUUCCAGUUGGGUAAACGUAACUCAAGCAAGUUACACAGCAACUGAUAUUACUAGAUAUAGCACAGAAAUAAUAAGUGGGGCAGUAACAGAUGAGAUAAUGAAAUUGCCAACGGCUCACCACAACACAACAAUAUCAACUAAAAUCAAGACAAGUAAUCAAAGAAAUGUAAGUAGUAUAGUAGACAGUACAGUAUCUUCGGGCGGAAUAAACAAUACUUACGUCAACAAGACAGUUCCUAUUGUUGUUUUUAAACAAGAUACAAAAACUGAGGCGUAUUACUUGAAUUCUACUGACCAAAGCCAACUACUUCAUUAUAAAUUAAUAAACAAUACAUCAGUACGCCAUAAUAAAAAUGUUAGAAAACCAGAAGUUGAAGACGAAGUUACCAAAAUCUCCUACGAAGGUGUAAUAACAACCGAUUCUACAGUUAUUUACAAUAAAUUCAUAGCAUAUAAUAGUCAUACAAGCAAAAGUGGGGUGACUCCUAAAACUAUUGACAAUGAAACACGAACAUUGCCGAAAAAGGAAAUAUUUGAAUUUGAAUGUAUGUCUGAGGGAAGAUAUAGCAAUAUUAUUAAUGACAAUUAUUACUAUAUAUGUGUAAAAAAUAAUGCUAGCUUUGUUCGAUUUAUGUUUCGCUGUCAAAAUGGUUACCAUGUUAAUAAAUCCACAGUCAAAUGCGAGUUAAAUAAAGGCGAUACAGAACAAAAUAAUUUUUUGUCCACGUUGAUCCCUCAAUCCUCAUCAGUGUUAUUCACAGAAAAUAUUACUAGAAGACCUGAAACGAUAAGUCAACAGGUUGAAAACACACCUGAGGGUCAUAAAACAUUCCAAGAUUUAUUAGAAGAACAAAAAAGCUCUAACCAAACUUCGAAAUUAGAAAUGAGUGAGACGAUAAAAAAUCAACCAGAUGAUGAUAUGAAACAAAAAAGUACAACUGUAAAUGCUAUCACAGAAAACAACAAAGAAUCUGAUGAUGAAGAAAAGGAUGUGAAUACUUCUAUAGAAAUUAUGGAAACGACUUCAGAAAAAAUAGAGCUAAAUCGACAGGAAAUACCCAAUGUCGAAGUAUUUACAAACAAUAUGAAAAAGUAUAAUAUGAAGCACGAUAUGCCAAUAAUUGAAAUAAUUCAAACCAGCACUACGUUAGCCCCACCAAAAGGACACGUUGUCACGAAAGCAAGUUGGAAUUUAGAUGAAGCAAACUGGAAUGUUUCCAAAUCUGAUUCAAACAUUAUGAAAGUUACUAGCGCUCCUCUCAUUCCCAGUAUCUUAAUAUUAUACAACCCUGUGUCAACGACCGUAAAUCCUAGUACAACUCCCAGUAAAACCACUAGAAUGGCAGUCACGAUUACUACGGAUAAACAUGAAAGUUUUGUAUGUCCCAGCAACAAAAGUGCAAGGUAUGCAGAGAAUAAUGAUUGCAGAACUUUUUAUAUUUGUGGAGGCAAGAGCAAACCCAUUGUCGGAAUAUGUCCUAUUGGCACAGUUUUCAGUGAUAUUAGGAAACAGUGCACAAAAAACUUAUCGCAUUGCAUUAGAAAUAAUGAAUUUGAAUGUACAAGAGGCGGAAGAUUUCGUGACAUUAUGACAGAUAUUAAUUACUAUAUUUGUGUCAAAAAUAAAGAACAUUUCACAAGAUUUAAGUUGCGUUGCCAAAAUGGAUAUCAUGUUAAUAAAAUCAGUGUGAAAUGUGAAAGAAAUAUAGAAAAGUCGUCUCUUUCACUCUACAGUAGUAUAGAAAGCAGCGAAAAAAGUUCAGUAGAAAUUAAAAAGGAACAGAAAAGAUCAACGGAAAGACACAGAGGAAAAAGGAGAAGUCACAGUUUCAAAUGUGUGGAGGAAGGUAAGUUUCCUGAUCCAAAUAACUGUCAAAAAUACUACGUGUGUUCUAAAAAGCAUGAUCGGUUGCGGAAAAAACGAAAACGCUGUAGACGAGGUGAAGUGUAUCAAAAAGAUAAACAUCGCUGCACCAGCGCGCAGAGAUAUGAUUAUAGCUGUAAAUAGUAGGGAAUAGGUAUUAGGGUUAUUUUAAAAAGUUUAUUAUUUAUUUAUCACAAUUUAUACUGUUGUUAAAAUAAAGUUAUUAAAAAAUGAGGUUUCUUUUAUUACGAGUAAGUAUGUUUGAUUAUGCAACGAUAACAUGC
Amyelois transitella is the source of this 5377-nucleotide messenger RNA. RefSeq lists its product as uncharacterized. Gene Ontology annotation, cellular component: extracellular region. Lineage: Eukaryota; Metazoa; Arthropoda; Insecta; Lepidoptera; Pyralidae. Gene Ontology annotation, molecular function: chitin binding. The record is from RefSeq and is a predicted model, not a curated record. The coding region runs from base 192 to 5237 and encodes 1681 amino acids. The transcript has 2 exons.